Molecule: messenger RNA, 1646 nt
Organism: Ricinus communis (castor bean)
Lineage: Eukaryota; Viridiplantae; Streptophyta; Magnoliopsida; Malpighiales; Euphorbiaceae
Product: phospholipase A1-II 2
Exons: 2
Coding region: 151-1362 (403 amino acids)
Biological process (GO): lipid metabolic process
Molecular function (GO): glycerophospholipid phospholipase A1 activity
Source: RefSeq, a predicted model, not a curated record
CAAAUUGCACAUGGCAUUUAGGUUAAAAAUUAUUGAAGGGAAAGGGAGAGAAGGAGAAUUGAUCUAUAUAAAGCAUGCAAGCCAUGCAUUAUCGCCAGACACUCCGAGACGCAAGUAACUUGAGAGGAGGGAAAAGAAACAUAAAGAAAGAUGGCAGAUAUCGCAAAGAAUUGGAAAGUUCUUAGCGGGGAGAACAAUUGGAAAGGUCUCUUAGACCCUAUCGAUGAUAAUCUCCGCCGCUAUCUUAUCAACUAUGGUGCAUUUACAAGAGCUCCUGCUGAUUCUUUCAAUGAUGUGAAGGUAUCUGAUGGAUUUGCGUUAUGCCGAUAUCCACCUGAGGUUCUAUUCACUCGGGUUGGCCUACAAAGUGGCAACCCGUUCAAAUACCUAGUAACUGACUAUUUUUAUGCAAGAUCAGAAGCUGAUGCUUUCAGGGAAUACCUUCCUGCAACAUCUACUUUUGUUGGUUUUGUUGCCGUCAGUACUGAUGAAGGGAAGCUUGUUCUAGGGAGAAGAGAUAUCAUAGUUUGCUGGAGAGGAACAACCUUACCCAUUGAAUGGUUUCAAGAUAUUCUUUGUGAUCAAGUCCCAGCUACUGACAUAUUUCCAGAUUCGGAAGCUUUGGUGCAUAAUGGUUUCUAUAAUAUGUACACUGCUAAGGAUUCAACCUCAACGUACAAUAAGAUGAGCGUUAGAGAGCAGGUUCUAGCUGCGGUUAGAAGACUUGUAGACAAACACUAUAAAGCUGAUCCAAAUGAGGUUGUGAGCAUAACUGUAAUUGGCCAUAGCUUGGGUGCAGCUCUUGCAACAUUGAACGCAGUGGACAUAGUAGCCAAUGAAUAUAACAGGCCCACUGGAUCAACCGUUGAACUUCCGGUUGCUUCCUUUGUUUUUGGCAGCCCUCGUGUUGGAGACAAAGGUUUUCUUGAUGUGUUCUCAGGAUUGAAGAAUCUUCAUCUCUUACGCAUACGAAAUGCUCAGGAUUUUAUUCCUGAGCUUCCUCCAAAGAAGAUAUUAGGCUAUUCUUAUGCAGAUGUCGGUGCGGAGCUUGACAUCGAUACCAGCCUUUCACCAUACAUAAAGAAGGCGACUUUCAUGGAACCCCAUGAUUUGAAUCUUUACUGUCAUGGGAUUUCAGGUUAUCAAGGGAAGGACAGAAAAUUUAAAUUGGCUGUCGAUUUUGAUCUUGCACUUGUGAAUAAAUAUAAUGAUCUGCUAUUGGAAGAUUACAAGGUUCCUCCUAAAUGGUGGAGUAAUGUGAUGAAUAAAGGUAUGGCUCAAAUGGAUGAUGGAUCUUGGAAGCUGCAUGACUAUGUGCCUGAUCCUCCAAGCGAUGAUAUUUCUGAGAAUGGCAUUAAGUAAUAUGGUCGUGUCCCUAUUAUAUUUGGGUGGUAUGGCAACCUUGGCAAUGAACAAAUUAAUGAGUGUGGUAUAACUAAUAAGUCCUGAUUGCAGUGAGCGGCUUGGCUAGGACUUGGGCUUGUGUCUGCUUUUUGUUGUUCCUACUCCCUAUUUGGCUAAAUUAUUGAUUAACUGAUAAAUGUUUUUUAGUAGCUAAUAAUUUAUAAUUGAUAGUUAAUUUAGUUAAGUAUAUGGUAGAUUUAUUAUUAGCCAUUACUCUUCAUAUGUCAAUGACAAAUACAGAG